Photinus pyralis (common eastern firefly) is the source of this 1246-nucleotide messenger RNA. RefSeq lists its product as uncharacterized. The coding region runs from base 432 to 1097 and encodes 221 amino acids. The record is from RefSeq and is a predicted model, not a curated record. NCBI's taxonomy places the organism in Eukaryota, Metazoa, Arthropoda, Insecta, Coleoptera, Lampyridae. The transcript is spliced from 2 exons.
GUAUGUGGAUCCUGCAUUAAAAGGACACUGAAUAUUAAUGUGCUUGCCGUCUAUAGCAGCAACACAAUUAGGAAAAUUCCACUGUUGGUUAAAUCUAGCUGACGACGUUUUCCAUAACUCUUCCGUUGGUUUUGGCAUUACAAUAGACCGCAAAUUGUUCCAUAUGGCAUCACAAACUUCUUGUACUAUUUGACGGAACAGUACUGAAGCCUAUUCUGUAAUUAAAUUCCAUACUCCUAAACGAAUUUCCAGUUGCCAGAAAUCUGAAACAUUGUUUAAUAUUUAUUUCUUUGCUUUUACGUGUAGCGGACAACGCCAAGGCAAAGUGGGACAAACUUCGACGAUGUUUUUGCAAUGCAAGAAAUAGGCGCCUGUCUACCAAAAGUGGCCAGGCUACUAAACAAAUUACGCCAUGGAAAUUUGAAAACCAGAUGGCAUUCUUGUUACCUUAUUUAGAAGGUCGAAGGGCUCGCGGAAACUUGCAAAAUUCACAAAAUGAAGAAGACAUCCACGUUACCGCCGAAGACGUUACUAACGACGAUGACGCAGACGAACAGGAAGUAGAAGAACAAAAUGCAGACUCUAAAGAUACAGCUGAAGAAGGCCACGAAGAACGAAGAAGUGCAGUAACGCAAACACAAAUACCUUCACAAGGUGAUAUAUUGCGCUCCGAAAAUACAAAAACAUUAGAACAUAUAAAGAAAAGAAAAAAUUGUUCAUACCGCAAAAUUUCUGCAGCGGAUAAAAUGGCAGCAAUAAUGGAACAAAAUGCCGCUCUACGAAAACGAAAAUUCGAAGAAAAAACAUCAUCGCAAAAGAAGCACACCUGUUUUGAAAGUUUGGACGAGACUGACAUGUUUUUCCUAGGUUUAGCCAGAAUGGCGAAACAAUUACCAAAAACGGAACAAGCUUCUAUUAAGCUGACAUUGAGCAAUACUAUUCUUCAAGCUGAAUUGAGAUGCGCACAAGCACAAAGUGCUCAUACACCUACGUCACGAUCAUGUACUACUGUGCAGCCAUUAUUUCCACCUCAUGAGAAUUCUAGACCAUCUACAUCAUCGUCAUAUUGUGUGCAACCCUUGGUCUCAACCUUAUAAAUAUUCAAGAUCAUCUUCAGAAUCAUACACUAUGCAAUCGGCACUGUCGCCGCAGGAGUAUAAAGAAGCUGACUAUGGGCAAUUCACAAAUGCCCCAAAAAUAAGCAACUACCUACUCGACAUCAGAGAAGACUCGCGAGGAGUGCGAA